Molecule: messenger RNA, 4263 nt
Organism: Macaca mulatta (Rhesus monkey)
Lineage: Eukaryota; Metazoa; Chordata; Mammalia; Primates; Cercopithecidae
Gene: TMEM132E
Product: transmembrane protein 132E
Source: RefSeq, a predicted model, not a curated record
UCUUUCCUCUGUCUGUCCCCAGCCUCUGGCCGCUCCCACCCGGCCAGCCCCAGCCCGCCGGGGCCGCAGGCCAGCCCGGUACUGCCGGUCAGCUACCGCCUGUCGCACACGCGGCUGGCCUUCUUCCUGAGGGAGGCGCGGCCCCCGUCACCCGCGGUCGCCAACAGCUCCCUGCAGCGCUCCGAGCCCUUCGUGGUGUUCCAGACCAAGGAGCUGCCGGUCCUCAACGUCUCGCUGGGGCCCUUCAGCACCAGCCAGGUGGUGGCGCGGGAGCUCCUGCAGCCUUCUAGCACCCUGGACAUCCCCGAGCGCCUGACGGUGAACUGGAAGGUGCGGGCCUUCAUUGUCCGCCCGCGCGUGCCCGCCUCGCAGCCCGUGGCCCAAGUGCUGUUCUACGUGGCCGGCCGGGACUGGGACGACUUCGGCGUCACGGAGCGGCUACCCUGUGUCCGCCUGCACGCCUUCCGGGAUGCCCGGGAAGUCAAGAGCUCCUGCCGCCUCAGCGGGGGCCUGGCCACUUGUCUCGUGCGGGCCGAGCUGCCCCUGGCCUGGUUCGGGCCCCCAGCCCCGGCUGCGCCGCCCACAGCCCGCCGCAAGUCCCCGGACGGGCUGGAGCCCGAGGCGACAGGGGAGAGCCAGCAGGCCGAGCUCUACUACACGCUCCACGCCCCUGAUGCGUCGGGGGGCUGCGGGGGCUCCCGCCGUGGGGCCGGGCCCGGGGUGGGGGCCCGAGCGGAGAGCCCUACCCAGCACCCCCUGCUGCGCAUCGGGAGCAUCAGCCUGUUCCGCCCGCCCCCCAGGAGGACCCUGCAGGAGCACAGGCUGGACAGCAACCUGAUGAUCCGCUUGCCAGACCGGCCCCUCAAGCCCGGGGAAGUGCUCAGCAUCCUCCUCUAUCUGGCCCCCAACUCCUCCUCGUCCUCCAGCCCCAGCGUGGAGCACUUUACACUCAGGGUAAAGGCCAAGAAGGGUGUGACCCUUUUAGGUACCAAGUCAAGGAGUGGCCAGUGGCAUGUGACCUCGGAGCUGCUGACUGGGGCAAAGCACUCAACAGCCACCGUGGAUGUGACCUGGGCUCAGGGCACACCCCUGCCCCCCUGGGAGGUCCAGGGCCCCUUGGAGAUCCUGCAGCUGGACUUUGAAAUGGAGAACUUCACCAGCCAGUCGGUCAAGCGGAGGAUCAUGUGGCACAUUGACUACCGUGGCCACAGCGCCCUGCCUGACCUGGAGCGGGCAGUCACUGAGCUGACGGUCAUUCAGCGGGAUGUGCAAGCCAUUCUACCCCUGGCCAUGGACACAGAGAUCAUCAACACUGCCAUUCUGACUGGCAGGACAGUGGCCAUCCCUGUCAAGGUCAUUGCCAUUGAGGUGAAUGGCCUCGUCCUAGACGUCUCUGCCCUAGUGGAAUGCGAGUCAGACAAUGAAGACAUCAUCAAGGUUUCCAGCAGCUGCGACUACGUGUUUGUGAGCGGAAAAGAGUCUCGAGGGUCCAUGAACGCCAGGGUCACCUUCCGCUACGACGUUCUCAAUGCCCCCCUGGAAAUGACGGUCUGGGUACCCAAGCUGCCCUUGCACAUUGAGCUCUCAGAUGCCCGCCUCAGCCAAGUGAAGGGCUGGAGGGUACCCAUCCUCCCCGACCGGAGGUCAGUCCGGGAAAGCGAGGACGAGGACGAGGAAGAGGAGGAGCGGCGGCAGAGUGCAAGCCGGGGCUGCACCCUGCAGUACCAGCAUGCCACCCUGCAGGUCUUCACCCAGUUCCACACGACAUCAUCCGAGGGCACCGACCAGGUGGUCACCAUGCUAGGCCCGGACUGGCUGGUGGAGGUCACUGACCUAGUCAGUGACUUCAUGCGGGUGGGCGACCCCCGAGUGGCACACAUGGUGGACAGCAGCACACUGGCAGGGCUGGAGCCAGGCACCACCCCCUUUAAGGUGGUGUCUCCGCUGACGGAGGCUGUGCUCGGGGAGACGCUGCUGACAGUGACGGAGGAGAAGGUCAGCAUCACACAGCUUCAGGCCCAGGUGGUGGCCAGCCUGGCCCUCUCCCUGCGGCCCAGCCCUGGGAGCAGCCACACCAUCCUAGCCACCACAGCUGCCCAGCAGACCCUGAGCUUCCUCAAGCAGGAAGCCCUACUGAGCCUCUGGCUCUCCUACAGUGAUGGCACCACAGCCCCACUCUCCCUCUACAGUCCCCGAGACUACGGACUGCUAGUGAGCAGCCUGGAUGAGCGUGUGGCCACUGUGACCCAGGACCGGGCCUUCCCUCUGGUAGUGGCUGAGGCCGAGGGGGCAGGGGAGCUGCUCCGCGCAGAGCUAACCAUCGCUGAGAGUUGCCAGAAAACCAGACGCAAGAGUGUGCUGGCCACGACCCCUGUGGGCCUGCGGGUGCACUUUGGGAGGGACGAGGAGGACCCCACUUAUGACUACCCGGGCCCCAGCCAACCAGGGCCUGGGGGGGGCGAGGACGAGGCCCGGGGAGCCGGCCCGCCAGGCUCUGCGCUACCCGAACCGGAGGCCCCAGGCCCGGGCACCGCCAGCCCCGUCGUGCCACCCACAGAAGACUUCCUGCCGCUGCCCACCGGCUUCCUGCAGAUGCCACGGGGUCUGACCGACCUGGAGAUUGGCAUGUACGCGCUGCUGGGCGUCUUUUGCCUCGCCAUCCUCGUCUUCCUCAUCAACUGCAUCGUUUUCGUGCUGCGCUACCGGCACAAGCGCAUCCCGCCCGAAGGCCAGACCAGCAUGGACCACUCUCACCACUGGGUGUUCCUGGGCAACGGGCAGCCGCUGCGAGUGCAAGGGGAGCUCUCGCCGCCGGCAGGCAACCCGCUGGAAACCGUGCCCGCCUGCUGCCACGGCGACCACCACAGCAGCGGCAGCUCUCAGACCAGCGUCCAGAGCCAGGUGCACGGCCGGGGCGACGGCUCCUCGGGCGGCUCAGCCCGGGACCAAGCCGAGGACCCCGCCAGCUCGCCCACCUCCAAGCGCAAGCGGGUCAAGUUCACCACCUUCACCACGCUGCCGUCAGAAGAGCUGGCCUAUGACUCGGUGCCCGCCGGCGAAGAGGACGAGGAGGAGGAAGAGGACCUGGGUUGGGGCUGCCCGGAUGUGGCGGGCACCACGCGGCCCACUGCACCCCCGGACCUGCACAAUUACAUGCGCAGAAUCAAAGAGAUUGCAUAGAGGCGCCAACCGGAGUAGCAGGGACUCCCCCAUCGGGGUCAGCUCGGGGUAGGACACAGCCGGGACCCCCGGUUCACACGGACUCUGGGCGGCUGAAUUGAUUUUGUACUCCCUGCCCCUGCAGCUUGACUCGGUGCGGGUCGGGCCGCCUCAGUGUCUGGGUCUUCCCUCGCCUCACACCGUUACCCUCUUCUGCCCCCUGCAGGUGGAGGGCUCUUCCUCCAGUGGCUCGCAAGGAGGAAAGCAAGCCCAGCCUCUGUUCUACCCUUUCCAAAUCUCCUCCCAUCUUAAGCAACUCCCUGCCCCAAGAGUGAGGCAAGGAGGUCUAGCUUGGGGUCACGUGGGCCCACGCUGUGUCCCGGCCCCGCCUCCCGUCCCCCCGUCGUCCCCCUGUGCAGGGGGUUCUGUGGGGGUCUUGUGUCACAGGCUGCACAAAGACUUUCCUCAAACUAAUAUUCAGGGAUUUCUGUCCUGCAGGGUGGGGAGGUGGCGGCUGCCUGCCCUGCCAAGGAUCUUGCUGUGGAUGAAAUAUCUGGGGGCUAGGGGGACAGCUGUAGCAUCUGCUGGCAUUCGCGUGCCUCCCAGGACCUGGGAGCUGACUCUACAGAGAGGUCUGGGUGCCAAGCCAGGCACCUUCCUGAGUUCUCAGGACUCCCACCCCGGCCCCAAGGGCUUUAGGCAGGGACCUAAAGGGGAAAGAGUCCUGGAUCCAUCUCUAGCCAAAUCACACCCCAGAGCCAGAGGCCUGGGGACCUCCUUGCCUUCCCCUUCCCCUACAGCAAGGUCAACACUACUACGCCUUAGCCACCUCUCACCCUGCUGACCGCGCCUUCCCUCUGCAGCACAGGGCAGGCAGCCACCUAUCCCCCACAAGACAGAACCCAGGAGGGGAGUAGAGGGCACCGGGGAAUGCUGUGAGGGACUUUAGGGUGAGCAAACCCAGAAGGGAGCCAGUGUCGCCCCAACCCCAUCCCACAGCCAUUUUUCUCUCGGGUUCUACCCACCACUGUGUCGGAUUUUUCUUAAAUAAAUGGAAGUGGUCAGACUGGAGGUGGGGGCAGCAGCUCCCAUGAACAAACAGUA